AUGCCACCAAAAAUACAACCUCCUACAUGGUCGGAGAAUGAUAGAACAAACAUAAAACAAAUGUUUGAUGCUUUUAAAAACAAAUCUAUCCCUGAAAAUGUUGAUUUAAUGAAUUAUGGUAGAUAUAUUGCAAAUAACUAUUUAAAUAGUAAAAUUGUAUUAGGAAAUUUAAAUACAAACAAAAGUAACACGUGGAAAGAAUGGGAAAAAAAAGGUUAUUUAAAUGAUUUAGAAUACUUCUAUAAUAAUUUACAAGUGAAAUACUAUUUAACAAAUAUUAAACUAUCACCUACUAAUAAUCCGAUUGUUGGAAAUAAUUAUUUGAUCGGAAAGGAAGUACAAGUAGAUCCUAAAAAGUUAUUAUUUAAAUCUACAACAACCAAAACUAUUAGAUUAGGAAAAGGUAUUUUAAGUACAAUUAAUGAAAAUAAUUAUUCUAUGAAAGAUAUUAUUUAUAGUACUAAAUAUAAAGAAUGUUUUAAUGAAACAAAUAGUUCAUUAGAUAUUCCUAAACAUUUGCUUUUUGAAAUACCAAUUGAUUCUAACAAAUCUACUCCAAUAUCAAAAUGUCAAACUAAAACAGAUUUAAAUUUACAAUCAAUCAAACAAUCAUUCCCUCCAUUAUCAAGCGAAGUUGAAGAAAGUAAUGUUUUUGAUAAUAAGGAAUUAAAAAUUAAAGAAUUAUUAAUAGAUUCAACUAAUGAUGAUGAUGAUAAUUUGUUCGAUAUGGAUUUAGUUUCAGAAAUCUUGAAAAACAAAACAAAACCUCCAUCAACUCCACCAUCAACAAAACUACCCACAACUUCUCCACCAACAACUCCACUAACAAUUACUCCAACAAUACCACCAACUCCACUAACAAUUACUCCAACAUUAGAUUCUCUAUUACAAAUUGCCACACCAGUAAUUUUAAAAGGAGAAGAAAAAAAAAGAAAAUUCGAUGAUUAUGAAAAUGAUGAACAAAAUGAAAAGGUUUUAAAAAGAUAUAUAAAAUCAUUAGAAGAAAAAAUUAAUAAGUUAGAAAAGAAAAUAGAAAAAAAAUCCAAAAUUAUUGAAAAUCUUAUGGAAAAUCAAAACAAUUCCAAGAAAGUAUCAGAAAUUGAAUAUAUUAUACAACAAACUAAACCUAUUGCCGAAAAUAUUAUUAAUAAUUCUAAAAUAGUACAAAAUUUUAUUGGUGAUGUUAAUGAAUUAUUAAGUCAAACACAUAAUUGUAAACCUGUUAUUAUAAUGGAAAAGAAAAACAAAAUUAUUUUAUCAGAUGAGGAGAAAAAUAAUUACUUAAAAAUGAUUACUUAUCAUAAUGAUAAAUCAGUAACGUUUAAUUUGGAUAGUAUAUUAGGUAAACAAAUAAGAAUUUCUGAAAGCCAAUAUCAACAAUUAUUAAAUAGAGGAAAUUUAAAAUCUGGAUUUACAAAAAACUUAUUUUUGGAAUUUUUUAAAUUAAAAUCUUCAGAUUUAACAGAAGAACAAAUUGAAAAGGUUUUUAGAUUCUUGGCUAUAAUUAAACCAAUAACUUUUGAUAAAAAAAGAUUUAAAAAAGAUAGGAAAAAUUUGGAAAAGAAAAAAACAAAAAACGAUGAUGAUGAUUUUGAAGAAAAUGAAAUAACAAAAGAUAUUAAUAAUUCUGAUAAUGAAAAAUUUGAAAUAUCAGAUAAUAAUGUUAAUCAAUAUGAUCUUACAAAUAAUUUAGAAUGUAUGUAUUAA
Molecule: messenger RNA, 1707 nt
Organism: Naegleria gruberi
Lineage: Eukaryota; Heterolobosea; Eutetramitea; Acrasida; Naegleriidae
Exons: 1
Coding region: 1-1707 (568 amino acids)
Source: RefSeq, a predicted model, not a curated record